Humulus lupulus (European hop) is the source of this 1698-nucleotide messenger RNA. RefSeq lists its product as uncharacterized. The transcript has 3 exons. Lineage: Eukaryota; Viridiplantae; Streptophyta; Magnoliopsida; Rosales; Cannabaceae. Bases 1 to 1698 code for a protein of 565 amino acids. The record is from RefSeq and is a predicted model, not a curated record.
AUGGGGAAUCAAAAUAGGAACGGUCCUUAUUCUAAUUCCUACAACCCAUCAUGGAGGCAACAUCCCAACUUUUCAUGGAGUAAUCAAGGGGCUGGUCCUAGCAGCUCAUCUAUGCAUCCUAUACCUUCUUAUCCACCGGGGUAUCCUCCACAAGCUCCACAACAAAGACCCCAACACAUAGUACAAUCUAAUUCUUUGGAAGGCAUGUUAAAAGAUUACAUGAUGAAGACAGAUGCACUCAUUCAAAGCCAAGCCGCAUCUAUGAGGAAUUUGGAGAAUCAAGUUGGGCAACUUGCCAAUGAGCUUAAAAAUAGACCUCAAGGUGCUUUACCGAGUUAUACCGAGAACCCAAGAGAUGUUGGCAAGGAACAAUGCAAGGCCAUUACUUUGAGAAGUGACAAGGAGUUAGAGAGUUCCAAGAAAAAUUAUGGGCAUGAGAAUGAGCCCUCUUCAAUCCAAAAUCACAGGAAAGCAAGCAAAGAUGAAGAAAGAUCUGAUAUGCUGGAAUCUGCCUCUGCCCAGGAUGUGGCCGCAUCUAGAACACCGCAAAAGUCCCCAGAAAUUCAAAACCUUCCUCAACAGCUACCUUUUCCACAAAGGUUUCAAAAACAGAAGAAAGAUGGACAAUUUAAAAAAUUCCUUGAUAUGUUGAGGCAGCUACAUAUUAACAUUCCGCUUGUUGAAGCCCUAGAGCAAAUGCCUAACUAUGUGAAGUUCAUGAAAGACAUCCUUACAAAGAAGAGAAGAUUGGGGGAAUUUGAGACAGUGGCUCUUACCAAGGAAUGUAGCUCAUUCUUGCAAAACAAGCUGCCCCCGAAGAUGAAAGAUCCUGGGAGUUUCACCUUUCCAUGCACCAUUGGUAAUUCUUAUUGUGGCAUGAAAUUGGGGAUUGGCGAAGUCCGGCCUACCACGGUGACUCUACAGCUUGCAGAUAGAUCUCUUGCUUAUCCAGAUGGGAAGAUUGAGGAUGUUUUGGUAAAAGUUGAUAAAUUCAUUUUCCCCGCUGACUUUAUUGUUCUAGACUAUGAAGCAGAUAUAGAGGUGCCUAUUAUUUUGGGGAGGCCAUUCCUUGCUACAGGUAGAACCUUGAUAGAUGUGGAAAAGGGGGAGCUCACAAUGAGAGCUCAAGAAGAACCAAUAACUUUCAAGGUAUUCAAUCCUAUACGUUCUCCAGAUGAAGUAGGAGAUUGUUUUUCCAUUACUGUCAAAAACUCUAAUAUGGAGGAAGAGGUACCCAUAAGGUAUAGCAAGAAAGUGAGGACGAUGCCAUCUCCUAAAGAAUUUGAGAGCAACAAUGAGAUACGGGCAAGUAUAAAUAAGGCACCAUCUCAUUUGCAAGAGCCACAUAGGAAGAAGAAAAAGAAAAAGAAGUGUGGUAGGAAAGCUCAUUCCCAAAGGUUCGAAGUAGGCCAGCGGGUGUGUUUCUCUAAUUCUCAAAUGAAAGAAAAUUCCAGACAUAUAACAUCAAGUUUCUCUGAUUCAUUCUUGAUAAUUAAAGUCUUUCCUUGUGGUGCAUUAGACUUGCGUGAUGAAAUUUCAGGAAGAAAGUUGAAGUGUUUCUGUGUUUCAGGUGUAAGUUCAUCAAAGGAAAGACGAGAAGCAUUGGAAUUGAAGUUUGGGGAAUGCUGGACUGAUUUGGAAAAAUUAUGGUUUAGCAACAGGAAAUUUUUCUGCAAUCUCCCAGUUGCAGUCAAAUAA